This is a messenger RNA of Coccomyxa subellipsoidea C-169, 225 nucleotides long. RefSeq lists its product as hypothetical. Bases 1 to 225 code for a protein of 74 amino acids. The transcript is spliced from 3 exons. The record is from RefSeq and is a predicted model, not a curated record. NCBI's taxonomy places the organism in Eukaryota, Viridiplantae, Chlorophyta, Trebouxiophyceae, Coccomyxaceae.
AUGCGGCUGCGGCAGGAAGUGUGGCGGCUGCGGGAAGUGGGGAACCCGCUGCAGCUGCCGCAACCACAUCUGGGGGCCCCGUUGCCUGAUCUGGCCGCCAUGGCCGUCGCCGGCUUCGCCGCCAUCCCGCCAUCCGCAGCCGUGCAGAACUUCCCGGAGGGAGCUGCCUAUGGAAUGCCGGAGCAGGAUAUGCCGGCCAUGCCGAAGCAAACGUGCAGAGCCUAA